Mangifera indica (mango) is the source of this 838-nucleotide messenger RNA. RefSeq names its product dynein light chain 1, cytoplasmic-like. The transcript is spliced from 3 exons. NCBI's taxonomy places the organism in Eukaryota, Viridiplantae, Streptophyta, Magnoliopsida, Sapindales, Anacardiaceae. The record is from RefSeq and is a predicted model, not a curated record. Gene Ontology annotation, cellular component: dynein complex. Gene Ontology annotation, biological process: microtubule-based process. Gene Ontology annotation, molecular function: dynein intermediate chain binding; dynein light intermediate chain binding. Bases 231 to 587 code for a protein of 118 amino acids.
UCCAGCACAGCUUAAAACGACAGCGUUUUUUAUUUGUUUGCCUGCCUCCACUGGAAAAAGUGAACUGAGCUCCGUCCACAAUUUAACACAGUCAACACGCAAGUGACUCGAUUCAGCAAAGUAAGCGAAACGCUUUGGAAAAGAGAAGCUGGUAUAGUUGGUACCAAACUCAAUAAAAAACAAAUCGAAAUCGAAUUCACUGCUUUCACUUUGACGAAGAAACAAAUACCAUGAGUGAAGACACGAAGAAAAGCAACGGCGGAGCUCUUGUCGUGAAAACCGACUCCGAUGAUGGGAAACCCACCCAGCCGGUGUCGCAAUCUGUUAAAAGAAUCAUCAUCAAGAGCGCCGACAUGAAAGACGAACUGCAACAAGAAGCUGUUGAUAUCGCCAUCGCAGCAUUUGAGAGGAACAAUGUAGAGAAAGAUGUAGCAGAGCGAAUAAAGAAGGAGUUCGACAAGAGACACGGACCCACUUGGCACUGCAUCGUUGGUAGCAAUUUUGGCUCAUAUGUCACGCAUGAAACAAACCACUUUGUUUAUUUCUACUUGGAUCAGAAAGCAGUUUUGCUAUUCAAAUCUGGUUAAUGAGGACAGCGAUGUUGAUAAAUAUGGAUGAAAAUGGUGCUGAUGAUGAGUUUAUGUUCAUCAUGUGAGAGUUGAUGUCUGUAUGUAUUAAUCAAGACCUGCUGGCUAGUGAAACCUCUGAAUGGUGAUACUUGUGCUUAACUUGUAUAUUUGUAUCCACUGAAACUUAUCUUGAAACCUCAUACGGAUGUGAAAUGCUUUCUGUUUUUCUUUUGAAACUCUAAAUGGCGAAUGCUGAUUCUUGUGCUUAA